Fulvia fulva is the source of this 555-nucleotide messenger RNA. Its product is annotated as Dual specificity protein phosphatase 1. Gene Ontology annotation, molecular function: JUN kinase phosphatase activity. The record is from RefSeq and is a predicted model, not a curated record. NCBI's taxonomy places the organism in Eukaryota, Fungi, Ascomycota, Dothideomycetes, Mycosphaerellales, Mycosphaerellaceae. The transcript has a single exon. Gene Ontology annotation, cellular component: cytoplasm. Bases 1 to 555 code for a protein of 184 amino acids. Gene Ontology annotation, biological process: protein dephosphorylation; regulation of MAP kinase activity.
AUGGGUUGGGUAGACGAAGCUCCAAGAGCCGGUGGCCUCUACAUUGGAGGCCUACAUGCAUUGUACCAACGCCAGGAUUUGUUCCGCGACGCUAGAAUCACUCACAUCCUGUCCGUGCUCGACUACGACCUCUACGAGACUGGUCAUUUCAAGGACUAUACUACCAUGCAAGUUCGGUUAGACGACGAUCCGAAUGAGAACAUAGUAGCGCGCUUUCCGGAUACAAACAACUUCAUCGACACCGCGAUCAAAGCUGGUGGCAGGGUGUUUGUUCAUUGUGCUAUGGGCAAAUCGAGAUCGGCUACUAUCAUCUGUGCUUAUCUUAUGUGGAAGUUUGGCGUGUCUCCUGACGAGGCACUUUCACAGCUUCAGGAAGGGCGCGGAGUCGCAGACCCAAAUCCUGGCUUCUGGGAGCAGCUCGAGGUAUAUGAUACCAUGCUGAAGGUCGAGGAUCCUGCCGAAGCCAAGCGAGUCUACGACGAGUGGUUGAAAACACGUUACACUGGCGAUUGGUGCACGCGAGACCGGAGGCGACAGGCAGCAGCGAAGCUUUGA